Molecule: messenger RNA, 847 nt
Organism: Durusdinium trenchii
Lineage: Eukaryota; Dinophyceae; Suessiales; Symbiodiniaceae
Source: the annotation of a GenBank genome assembly
CCGUUAUCAAGCGUAUCAGCAGAUAAGUGGCUGCCGAACCGAUGGCGCGCAAAGUUGGGAAAGGAUCCAAGAAACCGCGCUCAACUGCAAAGCGGGAGGCACAAAAGUCUCGCACUGUGCGCAUGCUGCCUAAGGCAAAGCGAGACUACAUUAUAGAUGAUCGACCUUCACAGCGCAAGAAAGGUAUUUGCCUCACUGGUUUGCGCACUUGCAACGUCGCAUUGACAAAGGCCAAAUAUGAAAACGUCCCUGGCACACGAGUCCAGGCUGCUCCAGGCGGCCGGCACGUCAGGGUGAUCAUUCAGGAUGGCAAAACCUUUGACCCUGGCAAUGUUUCUGGAGCCAGGCGGCAUCUAAAGAAGCUUGCUGACGAAGCGGCUGAGCUCGCACGAAUUCAUGGGGGCGAGGCAAGACAUGCUUUAGCGAAAGCAGCUGGAGAAACUGCGGUCAAAGCGAACAGCGUUCAAAGGUGUUCGUCGGCCAAACAGAAAAGUCGAAAGCGGCCAAAAAAGGUACGCAAAGGCAGCGGAGGAUUACAAAGCGAGGGCCAUUGAUUUGAAGAUGUAGCCAGAGCAAAAGGGACAUUUGGUGUCUCCAAAGCGGAGGUGUCUCCAAAGCCGAGAUCAAUACCUACUAGCGAUGGCCUCCAAGCUAGAAGCGAAAAAAGUGAAGUUAAAGCACAGCGGAAUGAAGGUGUCUCCAAAGCCGAGAUCAAUUCAUUUGCAUUUGCCGAUCAGCCUUUGUCAUGUCUGCGACAAAAGUCCAAGGUGCUUCAUGACAUCCUCAACUCAUCGGGCUUAGUAGUUGUUGGACGCGUGAUCUCAGGUAGCUCCGCCGCCAGCUCCAG